AUCACGUGACGGGCGCAUUUGAAGAUAGCUCGACACAGUGUCGAAACCUGAGUAUCGAGCGGCCCAUCACUAGUAACAGCCGACUCCCGGCAAAAACUGGAUGACGCUGCUGCAGGCAAGACGCUUUUCGAUGCUCUCUGUCUCUCGUGUAAGCGAACACGUUUUAAAACGGUGUAUUCCGUCUCAAACUGCAUGGAAACAUCACGUCGCGUGGUUAUUGCUGUAUCUUUAGGUUCUGUCGUCACUUUUGGCCGGCAGAAACGGACUUUAGAAGUGUUUAAUCUGACGGAGAUCCAGCCUCAUUAGCAUACUGUUUGGCUUGCUACAGGAGACUGAGAGAUAGAGCGUCUGUCGCUGCGUGUGUUGACUGUGCCCCUUGCUGCUUGUCUUAUAGAAAAUACCUCCCAUGCUGAAAUGACCUCAAAAGGAGGAAUUGCAAUGUAAAUGACGCUCCCACAAUUUCUGCAGGUCCAAGAGUGCAAAGCGAAACAGCAGGAGCAGAUGUGACAAGUCUUUGCAGCACCGGUUGUCGCUACUGCAGUCUGAGAUUUAUCAGGUUUUGAACCGCACACUGCACAGAUUAGGAGGAGACCCUUUCCCUGUUCUUACAGUCAUGUAGUGAGGUGUCAAAUGGCAUCCAAGCCAGAGCUGUCCCUGUGAGAAAGGAAUCUUAGAAGAGAAGACCCCAGACACUUACGGGAAGAGAAGAGUUUUACACAGAGCAAUGACUUCGGCCAAAGAAGAUGUUGUGGACGAAAAACUGGCACACAUUAAACAAGAAGACUGCGAAUGUGCAGUUCCAGAGGACUUGUGUGUGAAGGUGGAGGAUUGUGAAGAAAGAAUUUCACUUUUCAAAGAGGAAGAGUCCACGGGUGAGAUUAUUGAAGCUAAAGUUGAGAAUGUGGAAGAUAUCUCCGUUAGUCUUAAGCUGCAAAAAAAUGAAAGCGGGAACAUUUCCAAACAAGAGAUUUGUGAAGAUUCUCCUUCCAGUUUACAGCCCUGGGUCACGAAUACGGGACACCGGAGUUCUACGAAACUGAAAUCUGAAUUUGAAGAGGAUAUCAAUGAAGGAAACGGGAGGCAUGGAGAAGAGAAGCAGUCAGCGAGGAGUGUGGGAAGAAAUUUCCAGGAGAACUACAAUUUAUCUACGUCUUCAUUUGCUCAGACUUCUCUUCGGAGCAGACUACAACACAAACAGGGCAAGAAGAAUAAGAGGAAGCCAACAAGAGGAUCAAAGAAUUUGGCAGCAGCGGCCACUUUGCAGUGCAGUUCUCCUCAGGCAGGAGUCAUUGACACCGAUCAGCAACAAAUUCAUAAUACAGACCCAGAGGCGUUACAUGAAGAUGAGUCAACUCAUUCACUUCAAAAACCAUCUGCUUGUUCUGAAUGUGGCAAACAAUUUCUACAUCGAAACAGUCUAUACAGACAUAAAAAAAUUCACACUGGAGAAAACCCGCCAUGCUGCCCAGAGUGUGGCAAACAAUUCCCCAGCAGCAUUGCUCUUCAGCAGCACACACGUGUUCAUACUGGAGAGAAGCUGUACAGCUGUUCCGAAUGUGGUAAAGGAUUCUCAUUUUUAGGUAGGCUUCAUAUCCACUCGAGGAUUCACAGCGGAGAGAAACCGUAUUGCUGUAGUGAAUGUGGCAGACGUUUCGUACGACGAAGCGGCCUACGGAGUCACAUCAGAAUUCACACCGGAGAGAAACCUCACUGUUGUUCAGAAUGUGGCAAACGAUUCUCUGAUGGUAGCGCUCUAAAGAGGCACAUGCGAGUGCACACUGGAGAAAAGCCAUAUGUCUGUUCCGAAUGUGGCAAAGGAUUUGCUGACAGUGGCAAUCUUCAGAAGCACGCUCGGAUACAUGCUACAGCAAAGCCGUAUUGCUGUUCUGAAUGCGGCAAACGAUUCAGUGAUACAAGUGCUCUUCACAGCCACACGAGAUGUCACUCUACAGAAAAGAAAACGUAUUGCUGUUUAGAAUGUGGCAAACAAUGUCCUUCUCCUAGCAGUCUCCAAAGACAUAUGCGAGUUCAUAACGGAGAAAGGCCAUACUGCUGUUCAGAAUGUAGUAAAGGGUUCACUGAUAUUGGUGCUCUUCAGCAGCACAUACGAAUUCAUACUGGAGAGAAGCCAUAUUGCUGUUCUGAGUGUGGCAAACGCUUCUCAGCCAGUAGCUCUCUGCGGCAGCACACACGGACUCAUACUGGAGAGAAGCCGUAUUGCUGUCCUGAAUGUGGUAAAAGAUUUUCUGAAAGAAGAAGCCUUAAUCACCACUCAGACAUUCACGCUAGAGAGAAAAGAAUCAGAUCUAAGCUAGGUGUGAAAAAACAACCACUGAUACUGUGCCGGGGUGCUGAGGUUAACAAUUCUGGUCAGACAAAACUUCCAGGAAUUCUUCUCUCUGUACCAAUUACCAUCACUCUGUGCAAACUGCACGAUGAGGCGUCAUCAGGGACAAUUCAGGUGCAGCAGCAAGGCCUUGCUGUAAACUUACAGAAACAAAGUAUAGGAUAAUGCAACAGAAAUGGGCUGCCUGCAGUGUGACUGGAAGCCCACUUGGAGAAAUUCACACCUCAUUGGUGUUCCAAAUGCGGGGAAGCGAUUCUUACAAAAAGGUGCACUUCUACAGCACGUGAGAAUUCAGACUGUGCUCAGAACAGCUCCAUGAUUUUCCCAAUAGCUCAAAAAUUAUUAAUGGAACCUAAGAAUAUCAGUUCAUUAACUGUUUUUCUGUCUUUCUAAACUAACCUGUGUCAUUCUGUCUACUCAUUAUGUAAUUUACUAAAGUUUGUGUUUUUGUUUUAUCUGUGAACUUGUCACAGCUGUCCUCACUUACACCGAGCAAAGACUUACAAUCAAAAAUGAACUGAAAACCUUCUUGUCACCCCUAAUGAGGUAGCGAUUUUCAGAGAGGUUGCCUUUUGUACCCAUAAAAGACUUCAUGCUGGUAAGAAACCUUAUAGCUGUGCAGAAUGUGGCAAACUUUUGUCAAACAACAUCGAGAUUAACAGCCAUGUGAUGCAGGACGGGUCAAAUUAAAAUAAAUCUAUACUAAUAAAAGGCAAAGCCCUCACUCACUCACUCACUCACUCACUGACUG
Polypterus senegalus (gray bichir) is the source of this 3098-nucleotide messenger RNA. Its product is annotated as gastrula zinc finger protein XlCGF57.1-like. The coding region runs from base 725 to 2512 and encodes 595 amino acids. The record is from RefSeq and is a predicted model, not a curated record. The transcript is spliced from 5 exons. Gene Ontology annotation, molecular function: RNA polymerase II cis-regulatory region sequence-specific DNA binding; DNA-binding transcription factor activity, RNA polymerase II-specific. Gene Ontology annotation, biological process: regulation of transcription by RNA polymerase II. Gene Ontology annotation, cellular component: nucleus. NCBI's taxonomy places the organism in Eukaryota, Metazoa, Chordata, Cladistia, Polypteriformes, Polypteridae.